Botrytis porri is the source of this 1653-nucleotide messenger RNA. RefSeq lists its product as uncharacterized. The record is from RefSeq and is a predicted model, not a curated record. Gene Ontology annotation, molecular function: transmembrane transporter activity. NCBI's taxonomy places the organism in Eukaryota, Fungi, Ascomycota, Leotiomycetes, Helotiales, Sclerotiniaceae. Gene Ontology annotation, biological process: transmembrane transport. The transcript is spliced from 3 exons. The coding region runs from base 1 to 1653 and encodes 550 amino acids.
AUGGCUUCAAGUCUGAACCACCAUGAUCAAUCAACGAGCCAACAUGGACAACCAUCUCCUCACCAAAAAGACGAAACGAACUUUUCACAUGAAGCUUCCGAUACUUAUUCCAUUCACAGUACAAGUAGCUCCAUUCCCUCGCACCAACCACCCUCGAAUCUAGCUCCAAUCGCCUCGCACAUCUCCAAUACUCAAGAUGCGCCAAUUCAACAGACGUAUUCAAAUGUCUCCAUCCCCGAUGCCAUCUACGACCGUAUUCCCCCCAAUCGCAAACUCGUUAUCGUGGCUCUGCUUUCCUUUUGCAGUUUCUUGGCUCCAAUUAGUAGUACCACGGUAUUGGCGGCGGUGCCAGAAGUGGCGAAUACGUAUAAUAGUACUGGUACCAUCAUCAAUUUGAGCAAUGCAUUGUAUAUGUUGUUCAUGGGAUUGAGUCCAUUGGUGUGGGGACCAUUGAGCCAAGUUUACGGGAGGAGAUUGAUUUCCCUCACAACAUCCUCCCUCUUUGCAGCCUGCUCCAUUGGCACGGCGCUCGCUCCUAACCUUCCUGCAUUCUUUAUCUUUCGUAUCCUGACGGCCUUUCAAGGAACUUCAUUUCUCACUAUUGGGGCAGCUUGUAUCGGGGAUAUUUAUCGUCCAACGGAACGUGGAACUGCAAUGGGUUGGUUUCUUUCUGGUACACUUAUCGGACCCGCACUCGGGCCCUUUAUUGGUGGUAUAAUCGUCACGUUCCAAUCUUGGCGUGUGAUUUUCUGGCUGCAAACUGCAUUGGCUGCAUGCGCGGUGAUUGGAGCUUAUUUCUUGUUACCCGAAACUAUUCAUCGAAUGAAGAAAGAUGAAUUGGUUGGCAUGAGUUGGAAGAAGAAAGCAGGGGUACUAUGGGGAAUGUUGAAUCCUUGGAGAGUCAUCAAACUUUAUAAGUAUCCGAAUUUGAUUAUGGUGGCUUUGGCGAGUAGUAGUUUGGUGUGGAAUAUGUAUUCGCUUUUGACUCCUAUUCGAUAUGUUCUUAAUCCCCGCUUCCAUCUCACUACCCCUAUCCAGUCUGGUCUUUUCUAUCUCGCUCCAGGCUUCGGCUACAUUUUCGGAACCUUCUUUGGCGGCCGCUAUUCUGAUUACAUAACCAAUAAAUACAUUCGUAUUCGCGGGUCCCGCGUCCCAGAAGAUCGACUUCGCUCCGCUCUCCCCUUUAUGGGUAUCGUCAUCCCGGCUUGCAUGCUGCUCUAUGGCUGGUCUGUGGACAAAGAUUUUGGCGGUAUUCCGCUUCCCGUUAUCAUGAUGUUCUUGCAAGGAGUCGCGCAACUUUUCUGUUUUCCAAGUCUCAAUACGUAUUGUUUGGAUGUGAUGCAGAGGAGUGGUGCGGAGGUUAUUGCGGGAAAUUAUAUGAUUAGGUAUUUGUUUGCGGCGACGGGAAGUGCGACGGUACUACCUACAGUGGAGAAAAUUGGGGUAGGUUGGUUUUCGACGAUUAGUGCGGGCUUUUUGGUGGUUAGUAGUGCGGCGACUUGGACGGCUGUUAGGUGGGGGAAGGGAUGGCGGGAUACGAUUGAUGGAAAAGGAUCUGUGGGGGGAGAGGUAGAAAUGCAAUUGGGUGAUGAUAAAGGAAAGAGAAUAGAAAAGGGAAAAGUAGCGGGAGGAAGAGAGGAUGAUCUGGUUUGA